AUGAAGAAAUAUGUUUGGAUUCAAUUUAUAUUAGUUGUUUCCUUUAUUGCCAGUCAAGGAUAAAUUUGUAAAGUAUAAUGAUAUCUAAAUUAGCUAAAAUAAAAUUUUCAAAAUCUUUUACAAAUAGAGAUGUCAGGAACCUAUUACUUAUUCCUUGAAGACUACUUUGUGGGUGACGGGCUAAUGUAUAGUUUAAAUGAUAAUGAUUAAUACUUUUAAGUCAAUCCCCCCUUAAUUUAAGGGACUAUUUAUGGAGAACCCAUAAGUUUGAUACCAAAACCCAAAACUGUGCCUUAAUAAAAAGAAUUCUUAUUGUUGCUGAAAGUCAAUGAAGGGGAUUUAGACACCUAUGAAAUUCAUAGUCUAAAUAAAUUUUCUAAAAAUAAGAGGAUAUCUGCAAGUGAAUUUAUUGUCAGGUUUAAUUUUGAUCGCUGCAAUUAAAUGAAUAGCUUUGAUAUUUUUAUUAUCAUUACAUGCUUAGAUUUUGAAGGGUAAUAAUUAAUUUACAUGAUAUUUGAUUCGGAUUAUCAACUGAUUAACACCUUUAAAUUUGAUAUAAAGUAUGCAGAACAAAAGUCUAAAAUAAUGUCAAAAUCAGCUGGAAAAUACUUAUGCACAUUGAUAAACAAUGGUUAAGAAAAAGGCAAUGAAUACGUCUCAAAUUAUUCACAUCUUCUAAUUUUUUAGUUAGAGACAUAAAAUCUGGCUGAUUCAAAAACAACAAUAAAUGUUGUUUUAUUAAACUAAAUUCCAACUUCAACCGAUUUUAUCUCAAAUUUUGAUAUUGUAAAAGAAGGAUAUCGUAAAUAUUAUUUUUACUUUAGUUUUUAUUUCUUUUUUUAAUUUGGGAGUUUAAAUCCAUAAACUAAAUGAGUAAAAGUCGUAUUAAUUAGAUAUUUCAAUAAAAAAGAGAAUUCUGGGUAUAAGAGCUCAGAAAAUAUCAUAUGGUUUUCAUGAAUAUAAUAUUGUCUAUUGGGAUGAAUAGAAUUUAUCGAACUUUUUGUAUGAGCCAAUUUAGAAUAAAAUUGUAAAUAGUUAAAAUUAUUAAGGUUUCAUGGGAGAAAAAAAUAUAAACUAAUUAAAUAAAUUUAUCACUAAAUUUUGUUACUAGUGUCUUUAUUAAUGACAAGUAUAUAGUUGUAUCAAAUACUUAUGGUACAAGUAUUUACCCAACCAUGAUAAAUGAUGUUAAUGAAGGUAGGUUGUUGUACUAUUACCCAUCAAACUCAGCAAUAAGUUACUUCAUAAAUAUUAUCGACUAUUUGAUUUCUAUUGAGGAAGGAUCAUUAGUUUUAUACAUGAUUAAUGAUCCAUAAAUUAAAAUACAAAUUUCAGGACUCUCAAAAACUAUCUAGUCCUUUUAAAUUAGGGCAAUAGCUAAUUAAUUUGACAAACCUCGAGUUGAAUGUCCUGUUCUUAAUUUAUAUUUUGAGGUGUAAUAGCUAUUCAUCAGUAUAUCUUAACUUUAAACUUACUAUGAUUACCCUUCUUAAGUUUGGAAAACUACUUAUUUGAGUGGAGUUUAUUCUGAGGCUGGAUAGUCUAAACAAUUCAUUAAAAUUAAAAUCGAUGAAGAUAAAAAAUAGGUAAUUAAAUAGAGCUAACUUAUCAUAAAAGACAUAUUGGAAAUUCAACCCUAAAUCUCUUAAUAGGAUUAAGUAGAGAUUGAAUUUGAUAAACUUCAUACAGAGUAUACUACUCCUUGGAAGUCAUACUAGUGUAGUGAGGUGGUUUACAUGAAAUAAUAAUAGCUCUAUCAAUAUCAAACAGAAUUUAAAUUUAAAGAGAAAUUUUAUUUGAUAACCUAAUCAUAUUAUAAGUUAGAGUUGAAGGAAUGUGGUGUUAAUGAUCCCUAAAAUUGUGAACAUCUCCUUACUCAGAAUUUAGAAAUCUCAAAUAUAAUCGAAAUUUUUGGAUUUAACAUUCAUGAUGAUUAUGCUUAUUUAGCUAUUUCUUAGAUAUUAAUAUGGAAUUUUUAUGAAAAUAUAAACUUCUACCAAGUUAGGACUUCAAAUAUAUAAAUAUUUCGUUUUAAAUUGAAUGAGAAGAAUAAGACUGUUAAAAAAUAUAAAAUUUCCCAUAUGCUACAUCAAAUUAAGAAGAUUGAUAUUAUAGAUGAUAGAAUAUACAUGCUUUACAAAUUCAAGGAACAGUCUUAUAUUUUUAGUUCUAAAAUUACUGAAAUUAAUCCAACUUUGGAUAUCCUUCAAUUGAGUCACAAAGUUAACCCUAGUAUGGACUAUGCAUUUAAUAUAGAAUUUUAUGGAUACUUUUUCUAUUUUUUUACAAAUGAGGUAAUAACAUAAAAUGAUCAAGUGGUUAGCAUCAUUGAUUGUUUGAACGUAGUUAAUAUUGAGGAUGGAAAAUUUGAAAUAAUAAAUACAAUUAAAUAUCAUGAAAGUGGUACAUUUUCAAAAAACUUGUACUCUCUUACCAUUUCCUUAACAAAAAGUGGAGCUUAUAUUUGUCAAUAUGCCGAUGUUAAGACUACUUUUCUUACAAGAUCAAAAUUUUUAACUAUGGCUUUUACUUAAUACAAGGAUAAACAUUAUGAAAAAUUUAGAUCAGAAAACAUAGCUAUCCUUCUUUAGUAUGCAAGGUAAGAAAAUAACCCUAGAAUAAAAAGAAGUUCUAGUGAAAAAUACUUUUAUCAAGAAGUCGUAUAUCUUGAUCAAAAUGUUGAAAUAAUUGUUUACAAUAUGAGAUCUACAAAGCUAAAUCAUGUUCAUUAUCAAUUAAAAGGAACUUUUCUAGAUGUUUAGAGACAUUAUAUUUCUUCAUUGUCACAGGAUAUUUUUGCUGUUCACAUAAAUGUAGAUAAAUUUUAGAAGUUGAAUGGUUUAUCAAUUUAAUUUAUAAAACAUGAGCCCUUAAUUACAAUAACUUACAAAGGUGACAUUAAUAAAUAAUAAAUUUAACAAUAAUAAAACCCUCUCACAAUUCCAUUUACUUUACCUUCAGAAAAUUUAAGUUAUGAUGAAUAUCCUGUAUUUUAAUUAAUAAUAUACAAUGAGAAGAUAAAGUAAGAAAACAGUUAAUAAUAAAACAAUUAAUAAUAAUACAAUUAAUAAUAAAACAAUCAAUAAUAAUACAAUUAAUAAUAAUACAAUUCAUAGGUUUCGAUCGAUGAAAUUUUAUAAAGAGUGUUUGAUUAAAUAUUAUAAUAAUCUGAAGGAAUUUAUAUUGACACAAUUUGA
Molecule: messenger RNA, 3197 nt
Organism: Paramecium octaurelia
Lineage: Eukaryota; Ciliophora; Oligohymenophorea; Peniculida; Parameciidae
Source: the annotation of a GenBank genome assembly